AUGGUAGGGGAAGAGAAGGGUAGGGAAGGGCAGGGUAGGGAAGGAAAGGGAAUGGGAGAGGAAAGGAACGAGAGGGGAAGGGGAAGGGAAAGGGAGAGGAAAGGGAGGGGGAGAGGAAAGGGAAAAGACGAGGAAGGGGAUGGGGGGAAGGGAAUGGUAGGUGAAAAGAAGGGAAGUGGAAGGGAAGGGGAUGGGAAGGACAGGGGAAGGAGGGGAAGGGAAGGGCAUGGGGGAAAGAAGGGGAAGAGAAAGGGAAUGGGAGGGGGAAGGGAAGGGGAGGGAAGAGGAAGGGGAAAAGAAAAGGGUGGGGAUGGGGGAAGGGAAGGGAAUGGUAGGUAG
Lytechinus pictus (painted urchin) is the source of this 339-nucleotide messenger RNA. RefSeq names its product sperm protamine P2-like. The transcript has a single exon. Bases 1 to 339 code for a protein of 112 amino acids. The record is from RefSeq and is a predicted model, not a curated record. NCBI's taxonomy places the organism in Eukaryota, Metazoa, Echinodermata, Echinoidea, Temnopleuroida, Toxopneustidae.